UUCGCCAAGCAGCCUCCCAUUCCCACUCUCCUCAGCGGACCAUAAUGCCGCAGCAGCUGCUCUCCAGGAAGGCCGCGUGCAACACCCAUGGACAGGACUCCUCCUACUUCCUGGGAUGGCAGGAGUACGAGAAGAACCCUUACGAUCCCAAGACGAACCCCACCGGCAUCAUUCAGAUGGGUCUCGCAGAGAACCAGCUCUCCUUCGACCUGAUCGAGUCGUGGCUCGAAAGCCACCCCGACGCUACGGGGCUCAGGCGAGACGGCGUCCUCGUGUUCCGCGAGCUGGGCCUUUUCCAGGAUUAUCAUGGCCUGCCUGAGUUCAAGAAGGCACUGGCGGAUUUCAUGGGAGAGUAUAGACGAAACACAGUGAAAUUCGAUCCCCACAAGCUCGUCCUCACGGCAGGCGCCACUUCUGCAAACGAGACUCUCAUAUUUUGCCUCGCCGAACCCGGCGAAGCAUUCCUUCUCCCUACUCCAUACUACCCGGGCUUCGACAGGGAUCUCAAAUGGCGAACUGGUGCAGAAAUCGUUCCUGUACGUUGUUCAAGCUCCAAUGGCUUCCGGAUCACUAAGGCGGCGCUCGAGAAAGCCCAUCGACGGGCACGAAAGCUUCACUUGAGAGUAAAAGGAGUUCUGAUGACCAACCCUUCCAAUCCAUUGGGCACGACGAUGACACAGGUCGAGCUCGACACCCUGAUCGACUUCGUCGUCGCCAAAGACAUCCAUCUCAUCAGCGACGAGGUCUACUCGGGCACCAACUUCGACUCUCCGGGGGUCAUCAGCGUCAUGGAGGCCAUCCAGGGCCGGAAAAAUGUGGCACAUCGCGUUCACCUCGUCUACAGUCUCUCCAAGGAUCUCGGCCUCCCUGGGUUCCGAGUCGGUGCAAUCUACUCUAAUAAUGAGACGGUGGUGGCUGCGGCCACUAAGAUGUCUAGCUUUGGGCUCGUCUCUUCCCAGACUCAGUACCUCCUCUCCGCACUGCUCUCAGACAAGGAGUUCAGAAGAAGCUACAUCGUGGAGAACCAGAGGAGGAUCAAAGAGCGGCAUGACCUGCUCGUUCGUGGACUCGAGAAAACCGGCAUCAAUUGCCUGAAUAGCAAUGCGGGUUUGUUCUGCUGGGUGGACAUAAGACACCUGCUGAAGUCCAACACCUUUGAAGGAGAGAUGGAGCUGUGGAAGACGAUGGUGUACCAGGUGGGGCUAAACAUCUCCCCGGGCUCCUCCUGCCACUGCGACGAGCCGGGGUGGUUCCGCGUCUGCUUCGCCAACAUGUCGGCGGAGACGCUCGAGCUGGCGAUCCAACGGCUCGACGAUUUCGUAGUUUCCUGUCAUGGCCACAAGCAAAAGAGGAGUCUCGGCCGGCGCCGGCGUCGUCUUCUCGUAGCGCGGUUUCGUCCUUCUCCUCUCCGCAUGCGACGAUCGUUUUGAGGGAGAAGGAUGUCGGAAGCGACGAAGCGGAGGAGGACGAGGAGGACAACGGAUGUGUCAGGAAGAAACUUAGGCUCACGAAGGAGCAGUCCGCCAUGUUGGAGAACAGGUUCAAGGAGCACACCUCCCUUAAUCCU
This is a messenger RNA of Musa acuminata AAA Group (dessert banana), 1567 nucleotides long. Its product is annotated as 1-aminocyclopropane-1-carboxylate synthase 8-like. Gene Ontology annotation, molecular function: pyridoxal phosphate binding; transaminase activity. Lineage: Eukaryota; Viridiplantae; Streptophyta; Magnoliopsida; Zingiberales; Musaceae. The transcript is spliced from 5 exons. The record is from RefSeq and is a predicted model, not a curated record. Gene Ontology annotation, biological process: amino acid metabolic process; biosynthetic process. The coding region runs from base 45 to 1430 and encodes 461 amino acids.